Medioppia subpectinata is the source of this 2817-nucleotide messenger RNA. The record is from the annotation of a GenBank genome assembly. Lineage: Eukaryota; Metazoa; Arthropoda; Arachnida; Sarcoptiformes; Oppiidae.
AUGGAUUUUUUCACAACUCUAUACCAAUUUCAAGGCAUACCAUACGCUGAGCCACCCAUCGGUGCGCUCAGGUUUGCUAAACCCAAACCCAUUCAACAGCCCAGAGAUGGUAUACUAGACGCUACAAACCCGGGAAACUCUUGUUUUCAAAAUCAAUGUCCGUUUUGCCCAAAACCACUCAAACAAAGUGAAGACAGUCUUGUGCUAAACAUAUGGACACCAACUCUACCCACAGAUAACACGACUAAUCAGUCACUCAAACCGGUUAUGUUUUGGAUAUACGGCGGAGCGCUUAGCUUUGGGACUAUAGACAUGUAUAACGGCGGACCACUGGCCGCACACAACGUGGUGUUUGUGGCCCCGAACUAUAGGUUAGGACCGUUUGGUUUCCUAUAUGGGGAUCGGGAGGACGCGCCCGGAAAUGUGGGCUUUUAUGACCAGUUAUUGGCUCUCAAAUGGGUUAGAGAAAACAUCCAUUUGUUUGGCGGAGAUAAGAAUCAAAUCACUAUUUUUGGUCAGAGCGCCGGGAGUUGGUCGGUGUCGGCGCACAUACUCUCCCCGCUAUCCAAAGGCCUAUUCAAAAGGGCUAUUAUGCAAAGCGGCGCUCUUUUGUAUAAUAAGGACAGGGAUGUGAUCAGUAAAGCUGAAGCCAUAGCCGAUGGCAAACGUUUAGCCCAAGAGUUGGGUUGGAGUGAAAGCAUGGAUUGGAUUCAAUUUUUACACAUCGAUCUACUGGCGGGCAUUACCAGCACUGAGGGCUCACUCUUAUCCAAAGUAAUCAUAGACACCGACAAAGAAGUGUUUACUUUGAAUGACUUCAUGGCUGGGGUUAAGGCAUCGGACGACUUGUUUCACGACAUCGAUGUUCAAAAAGUGAUGGACUAUUACCUGAAAGGUGUGGACACGAGUAGUACACCGGCACUGAAGCGAGCGUUUUAUGAAUAUAUCGGCGAUUUAUUCAUGAAAUACCCGACAUAUCUGUUCGCCAUACUGUUGGCCAGUCGUGUCCGCAAUCGGCAUAACAUAUACUUCUAUGAACUCUCAUAUCAGAGCCCAUUCUUCUUCAAAGUAUUUGGUGGCGACGACGAGGACUCGAUUGUCGCACACGGAAUGGACGUCCCGUUUGUGUUUGGGAUGCCAUUUAUGGACGAAAUGGUCGACGGUUCGGAUAAAACUGAUGGUCAGUUUAGUCGUGAUGUGAUGCGGAUGUGGACUAACUUUGCGAAAUACGGCAAACCGGACGACAAAUGGCCGCAACUGUUGAGUGAUCCGAAUGUACCGAAAGUGAAGGAUUUAAACCCCGACCCAAACCGACCCCUACUGACUGACCCUGUUGACGUGAAGACUACAUCGGGAAGAGUGAGGGGUCGAGUGGUUGUGGCGCUCAACACAACUCUAUACCAAUUUCAAGGCAUACCAUACGCUGAGCCACCCAUCGGUGCGCUCAGGUUUGCUAAACCCAAACCCAUUCAACGACCUAGAGAUAAUUUUCCAGAAGUAGAGAAUCAAAGUGAAGACAGUCUUGUGCUAAACAUAUGGACACCAACUCUACCCACAGAUAACACAACCAAUCAGUCACUCAAACCGGUUAUGUUUUGGAUAUAUGGCGGCGCACUUAGCAUUGGGACCAUUGAUCUAUACAACGGCGGACCACUGGCCGCACACGACGUGGUGUUUGUGGCCCCGAACUAUAGGUUGGGUUACUUUGGUUUUCUAUACGGAAAUCGGGAGGACGCGCCCGGAAAUGUGGGUUUUUAUGACCAAUUGUUGGCUCUUAAAUGGGUUAAUAAAAACAUACAUCUGUUUGGCGGAGAUAAAAACCGGAUUACAAUUUUUGGUGAGAGCGCCGGCAGUUGGUCCGUAUCGGCGCACAUACUCUCCCCGCUAUCCAAAGGUCUAUUCAAGAGGGCUAUUAUGUCGAGCGGCGCUCAUAUGUAUAAUAAGGACAGGGAUGUGAUCAGUAAAGCUGAGGCCAUAGCGGAAGGCAAACGUAUAGCUAAAGAAUUGGGUUGCAGUGAAGACAUGGAUUGGAUUCAGUAUUUACGGACAGUUGAUGCUAAAGAUCUGGUGCAAAAAACAAACCCAAUUACAUAUCCGGUGUUGGGGACAGAGUUUUUACCAAUUUCAUUUCAACCGGCAUAUGAAACUAAUAAUUUAAAUUCCGACAUCGAUCUAAUGGCGGGCAUCAAUAGCACUGAGGGCUCAAAUUUAACCAAACUAUUUAUAGCCCCCGACAAAGGGAUUUUGAAUUUAAAUGAUUUCGAGGCUGGGAUUAAGGCAUCGGACGAUAUCUAUCAUAAUAUUGAUGUCCAGAAAGUGAUGGACUAUUACCUGAAAGGUGUGGACACGAGUAGUACACCGGCUCUGAAGCGAGCGUUUUAUGAAUUUCUCGGCGAUUUAUGGAUGAAAUACCCGACAUAUGUAUUCGCCCGACAAAUGGCCACAACUGUUGGCAAUCGUCAUAACAUAUACUUCUAUGAACUCUCAUAUCAAAGUCAGUUCUACGCCAAACAGUUUCAAUGCGAUGACGAGGAGUCGGGUGUCGGACACGGAAUGGACAUACCGUUUGUCUUCGGUAUGCCUUUAAUGCCAGAAAUGGUUGACUUUUUUGAUGAAAUUGAUCGUCAGUUCAGUCGAGAUGUGAUGCGGAUGUGGACUAACUUUGCGAAAUACGGCAAACCGGACGACAAAUGGCCGCAACUGUUGAGUGAUCCGAAUGUACCGAAAGUGAAGGAUUUAAACCCCGACCCAAACCGACCCCCACUUCACGACCCGUACGGACAGCGCUAUACAGACUUUUGGGAAUCAUAUUUUUAA